Messenger RNA from Ricinus communis (castor bean), 940 nucleotides. RefSeq names its product small RNA-binding protein 11, chloroplastic. Bases 245 to 628 code for a protein of 127 amino acids. Lineage: Eukaryota; Viridiplantae; Streptophyta; Magnoliopsida; Malpighiales; Euphorbiaceae. Gene Ontology annotation, molecular function: RNA binding. The record is from RefSeq and is a predicted model, not a curated record. The transcript is spliced from 4 exons.
ACGAAAAUCAAAAGAUAAUACCAAACUAACCCUUAACUUAAAUCUUCAUUUUAUAGAAUUAUAAUUUAUUUCUUCAUAGCCUGGUUCGGUUUGGUGACGGGAUGAACUAACCCAACCAAAUCUUAUUGGGCCUUUCCAUGGUACAAGAAUUCUCAGUGUGUAAGAUAUUGAGUUUGGUCGAGCCAAGCGGAUGGACGGAUCAUAUUUAUUCUGCUGAACCAUAAGAAUAACAUAGAAAUACAAAAUGAUGACGGCUAUGAGGAGAAUCGCGGGAAAAAGCGCUGCUACUAUAUCAACCUCUCCUUCUCUUUUCGUUUCCUACCGUGGCAUAGCUACUAAGCUCUUCGUGGGAGGACUGUCAUUUUACACAACAGAUAAGGGAUUAACGGAAGCCUUUUCUCAAUAUGGUCAAGUAGUUGAAGCUACAAUUGUAAGUGACAGAGUCCUGGACAGAUCAAAAGGUUUUGGUUUUGUUACUUUUGCAUCUGAAGAUGAAGCUCACAACGCUCUAAGUGAAAUGAACGGAAAGACAUUAAAUGGGAGGGUUAUCUACGUGGAUUAUGCAAAGCCUAGAACUGAUUCUCGAAAUGAAGUGCCAAUUGCCAGAGGACCUCCUGAACCAUCUUAAAGAAUGGAAUCCUCUCACAUAUAUCUCAGUUAAAAGUUGGUUUACUGUUCUUUCUAUCGUGCCAGUUAUUCGAAGUGAUCACAAUUUAUUACAACAGACUCCACAGUGGAUUACCAGCUAGUAACAAAACUUUGUUUACAUUAAUUAGAUAAAGAUAGUGGUUUUGGACUUCUAGUGAGUUCUAGUUCCAGGUACUGGUUAAAUGCUUGAAGAAAUAUGGUAAUUUUGCAUACAAGUUAUUCAGUUUUGAACUUGCUGGUUAAGUGAUCUAUAUCAACUAAAAAAAGGAAUGUAAAUAGUAGCAGUUCACAA